CCGCCCAUUUGAACGAAAGUUUCCCAGUAGCUAACAUUUCGAGCUUAAUAGCGGCAGUCUUUGACUACCUAAACAUUUUACAAGACAGGCUACUUCUAUCUCGGGUAACAAUAUUUGUAAAUUAUUUUAAUGAAAUGUAAUGGAUUGAGACUCGGCGUUCUUUAAGACCACGCGCGCGGGCAGCCGCGUGUGAACGGAGGACUGUAUUUCUGACAGAGUUCAGCUGAGCUUCAGUAUGAGGAUGUGUGUGAGCAGAAGUGCUGGCUGGAAGAUGUGAAGUGUGGAUUUGUAAAGCUGCUGUCGGUGAGGCUGAAGAACACGCCUGGACUAAACGGACAGAAUUAAAUUCUUCACAAUAUGAAGACGCGAACGCGUCAUGGGAUCAUAUUGAUUGGUGUCGUAAGCGUGCUUACAAGCUUAUUGCUCCUGUACAACAGCAGUUUUACUGACACACCAGAAGAUCAGAUGCUGUCAGAUGGACAUCAGAUGGACGUUCUACAACAGCAAACAUCCUACUUAGAAGGUUACAGCAGCAUCAUUGAUCAUAAGCCUCUUAGGAUGCAUUGCAAAAGCUGUGCCUUAGUGACCAGCUCUGGUCACAUGACCGGAAGUGGUCGAGGUGCGGAUAUUGACCGUAAGGAGUGUGUCAUCCGUAUGAAUGAUGCCCCAACACGAAGCUACCAGAGGGAUGUGGGCCAGCGAACGAGCCUGCGUGUGGUCGCACACUCCAGCAUGCAACGUGUGCUACGAAACCGCCUUGAGCUACUCAACUCCAGCCAGAACACCUUCUUUAUCUUCUGGGGGCCUGGAAACUACAUGCGCCAAGACGGUAAAGGCCUUGUCUACAACAACCUGCGUCUGCUGAAGCAGGUGAUGCCUAAACUACAGGUGUACGUCAUCUCGAGGCUAAAGAUGCUGCAUUUUGAUGAGCUCUUUAAGAAGGAAACAGGGAAAGAUAGAAAAAGGUCCAAUUCAUGGCUCAGCACGGGUUGGUUCACGAUGGCGAUCGCUGUGGAGAUUUGUGACAGAAUCGACGUCUAUGGCAUGAUUCCUCCUGAGUUCUGCAAGUCGCCCAACCUCGAGCCAUCAGUGCCGUAUCACUACUAUGAGCCUGCGGGGCCAGAUGAAUGUAAAAUGUAUCUCUCCCACGAGCAGGGCCGGCACGGCAGCCACCAUCGUUUCAUCACUGAGAAACGUGUCUUUGCCAACUGGGCGCGUAUAUUCAACAUACACUUCCAUCAACCAGACUGGAGACCGGCACCUGUUACAAAAAACAGCACAGACUCCUGAGGUUCAAACACUGGGGUGUUUCUCGGACUCAGAACCUCUGUGUCCUUUUGAGGACAAAACUUGAACAUUUGAACAGGAACACAUUAUGAAUAAAAGCUUAUGAUGAUGUUCCUUGUAGAGGAUUGAAAGAGCAAGGUUCAAUUUCGCUGAGCAUUUUAAUUGCAAAAGCUGCACUGAAUAAAAAUGUUCAAAGAUUAUGUUAAAUGUGAUAAGAACAAACAGUUUAUUAUUCACAUUACUAAUUAAUUGUAACAGUAUGAUCCACAUUGGUUCGUAAUUUAGAAAACUGGGUUACUGUAUAAUUAUAUCACAUUUUCUGUUUCCAGAAAUUACUAGUUUGAUAUCUAGGCCAUAUUGUUCUCUGUGUGUAAUUUCAUUUAAAUUAUACAUAGAGCCUGGAGAGUGUCAAGCACAUAAUGUUACAAAUUUCUUCUCUCAGUGGCAUCCAAAGAGAACCAUUUGCUCAUUCAUUCAUUAUGCUUUUUCCAAAUGACACUUUUAUCAUAGGGCCUCAUUAGAUUUGUCAGAUUUAGUUUUUGUACAUGUAAAUAUAGCUGUAAAUAUAGCUUUAUGCUAAUACUGUAAUGUUCUCAGUAGUUCAAGUCUUUACUCUAAAUAAUAAAAAAAAUAUUUUUUCUCCUUUAA
Onychostoma macrolepis is the source of this 1935-nucleotide messenger RNA. It is a transcript of the gene st6galnac5b, whose product is annotated as ST6 (alpha-N-acetyl-neuraminyl-2,3-beta-galactosyl-1,3)-N-acetylgalactosaminide alpha-2,6-sialyltransferase 5b. Bases 358 to 1290 code for a protein of 310 amino acids. Lineage: Eukaryota; Metazoa; Chordata; Actinopteri; Cypriniformes; Cyprinidae. The record is from RefSeq and is a predicted model, not a curated record. Gene Ontology annotation, biological process: oligosaccharide metabolic process; ganglioside biosynthetic process. The transcript is spliced from 5 exons. Gene Ontology annotation, molecular function: alpha-N-acetylgalactosaminide alpha-2,6-sialyltransferase activity.